This is a messenger RNA of Penaeus chinensis, 3862 nucleotides long. Its product is annotated as transient receptor potential cation channel subfamily M member 1-like. The transcript has 25 exons. Gene Ontology annotation, biological process: calcium ion transmembrane transport. NCBI's taxonomy places the organism in Eukaryota, Metazoa, Arthropoda, Malacostraca, Decapoda, Penaeidae. Gene Ontology annotation, molecular function: ligand-gated calcium channel activity. The coding region runs from base 170 to 3862 and encodes 1230 amino acids. The record is from RefSeq and is a predicted model, not a curated record. Gene Ontology annotation, cellular component: membrane.
CAGGUAUUGUGACCGAAGGGACGCUUCCUCUCUUGCUCAAUUUCUACACGCUCAAACUAUACCUUAAUCUUAUCAUUUGGAAUCGAAUAAUUAAUUCCUGCAAAAUGGCGGUAUUGACGUAGUGAAUGGAACGUUAAUUUGACCUACGUGCUGUAAUAUUGAGGUAGUCAUGGACUGGUUCUGGCAGGCUGCGAGGCUAGGCGCCAACGUUGGUCCGGCAAGGAGGUCAAAAGAUUACCAUUCAAGAUUUCAUCGAAAAGAAUGUAUAAAUUACGUCCCAGCGCCAACGAAUCCGUCCGAGCCUGAGGUAUGCUAUUGUGGCCUUUAUGAACGAGAACACGUUAACCCUUCCACUGGCUUCCAUCCGCUUCACUCGAGGAGGUUCGCGCUUCAUGAGCCUUUUACAGUUCUGAAUCUCCAACAACCCAAGAAACAAACGCCGAGGCAAGACGGGAAAUGGCACCAGGACAGAGAUAUCAAGGAAUUCCCCACCGAUGCUUAUGGGAUGCUGUUCUUCAAGCAGGAUCCGAAAGGCUUCUUCAAAGUGGCUCACUAUAUCAGACUCUCGGACGAAACAAGAAUCUGGCGCAGUCCGAGAGGCGACCCCUCCGUCCUACAGCUGAUGGUGGGGACGUGGAACCUCCUGGAACCCGAACAUCCGAAGCUGGUUAUCUCCUUUGCGGGUGACGAGGAGAGGUUCAGCCUGGAGGGAGCCAAGAAGAAAACCUUUAUGACCGGGCUUAUACGAUCAGUUGAAUCCACGAACGCCUGGCUACUGACAGACGGCAGUGACGCUGGAAUCUCCAAGGUGGUGGGGCAGACUGUUAACGAAAUGCAGACCACAAUCAAAACGGACGGUCACCUGAUGCCUUAUAUCAAAUGUAUAGGAGUGGCAUCCUACGGGUCCUGCAGAAACAAGGAUUCACUUGUUAAUGCUGAGGAUGUGAUAAAGAGUGAAAACAAACAUUUUUAUGACGUCACGCGCUCCUCGGGACGGCUGGCCAAGGUGGCGCUCAACGGAGACCACACCCAUUUCUUGCUGGUGGAUGAUGGAUUCCACAAUAGUCUAUCGUCGGCUGAUAGCUUUCGGUCGCGAUUGGAAGAGGCCAUUCAGAAGACGAUGCCAGAAGGACUAGACAUCCCGGUGGUGAUGCUGCUCCUGGAUGGCAGCCUCAGGGCCAUCGACAGGUGUCUGAAGGCCCUCAGGAGACGAGUGCCAGUGGUGGUAGUACAAGGGUCGGGCAGAGCUGCUGACUUGCUUGCUGAAGCUGUUCUUAACCACGAUGACACUAGGUCAGAAGAUGCCACACUGAAGGAGAUUUUGUCAAAAGUUCCAAUAUAUAUAGAUGACUUGGAUGAUCACAUGCACAUGGAAUGUGCCAAGAAAGUGCUGGAAUGCUGUAAGACGGGGAACAAAAUAACUGUCUACGAUAUAGACCGGGAUUCUAAUAUGGACAAGGCAAUCCUGUCUGCACUUCUCACAGGAACUGCUGAUCCCGAGGACGAGCUGAGGCUAGCGCUUGAGUGGGACCGCGCGGAUGUGGCUGAAAGUAGCAUCUUUCCGCAGAUCGACGACAACGCAGACCUGGGCGGCAUCAUGAAGCAGGCGCUGAGGGAGGAGAAAACGGACUUCGUCGACCUCCUGAUCUCGUGGGGCUUCGACAUCUCGAAGUUCCUGACGGUGGAGGAGCUGCGGGGACUCUACAAUCUUGUGGAACCAAAAGUCCAUCUGAAAAUGCUCCUGCGACACACAUCUCAGGAGGAUAAAAUCACCCUUAGUGACAUAGACAAACUGCUGAAGAAAGUGGUGGGCGGUCACGUGCACCAUUUAUACCAAGAUACGAGCAAAGCAAAGGAAUUUUCUACGUCCUUCGUGAGCGUCCAUUUUGAGGAUCCCUUCAUGGAGCUGUUCAUCUGGGCCAUCCUCACCCGCAGGAACAAGCUCGCCGAUUUCCUGUGGGAGAUGUGCAACUUCCCCUUGAGUGCAGCUGUUGUCGCCACGUGCAUUUAUAAUGGUAUCUUGGCUUCCCUCACGGACACCGAUCUGAGGAGGGAGAGCCAAGCCAUGAAGGAUAUGUUCGAGGAGAAAGCUAUAGAGAUGUCAGACCUCGGCUACAGGAAGAGUUACAGCAACGCCGUCAGUCUUAUGCAGCAGCGUUAUUCACGGUGGGGCGGCCUCGACAUCUUGGAGCUGGCGAUGGUCGGGCAAGACAUGAGGUUCGUGUCUUCCCCGUCGGCGAGGGCGGACGAGAUCCAGAGAUGGAAGAACGUCCGAAAAAAGUUUUGGUCUCGCAUUGCCUACCGAGUACUUCUCCUUAUCGCUCACUGCUGCCUCGUGCUCUUCAACCUCGACGAGACACCGACUCUCCUUGAAGGGAUCUUGGCCGUCAUCGUCACGUCCGAGGCCGUUGAGAAGAUGAUCCAGAUGGCACAAACGACCUACCACGUUGGCAACUCGGCCUGGCACUGGUACGACACCGGCCUCCUGGUCGUGUUUCUCUCUGCGUUUCUCCUGAGGAGUAUUCCCUUCAUACCUGACUUCGGAUACGUCCUGUACGCCCUGUGCGCCCCUCUGUUCUCCCUGAGGUUGCUCCGCUUCCUGUACGUGUGGCCUCGCCUCGGUUCCAAGAUCCUCAUUUUCGUUUACAUGGUGCCAAGGAUGGUGGAGUUCCUGGUCUUCCUUCUGCUGUUCGUGCUGGGCUACGGCAUCGCCACCCGCGUCCUAGUUAGCCACACUUGCCGGAACCGAGAGUACCUCAGCUUCAGCUUCAAGAGCUUCACCGACUUCAUCUCCGAAAUCAUCUUCUUCCCUUACUGGCAGAUGUUCGGGGAGCUUCAGUUGGAUUCGCUCGAAGCCGCCAACCGAACCACGUGCCGCGGCGAGAAAGGUCACUGGCGCUGGCUGACCUCCUGCGAGCCGUGCCGAGAGGUCGUGGACACCGCUCAGCCAAUUAUCUACGACUUCUUCGCCAAAGGACUGCUUGCCUUUUACCUCCUCAUCGCCAACGUCUUGCUCCUCAAUCUCAUCAUCGCCAUCUUUACGACGAUCUACGAGCAGGUGCAAACCAGGAGCAUCGAACACUGGAACUUCGAGAUGCAUCGCUUAACACGCGAGUACGAGAGCAAGCCGGUCCUGCCACCACCCUUCGGUCUCCUGGCCUACGUGUGGAGGGGGGUCAUGCAAACUCUGAGUCAGGCGAACAAAAAGGAGUUGGAUCCGGCUGAAGAUGAGGUUUGUAAUGAGACUGACGUGUGGCUCAGUCAGUUUGAACGUCAACAAGUCCGCUCCUAUAACCUGAUGAGGAAAAUGAACGGAGAAACUAGUCUAGAAAACACACUUCUCAGGCUCAAUAAAAUGAUCGAGUCGCUUCCGUCCCUGAUCAACCGAGGACUGCGGCGCGACGACCCAGCAACGGUACAACGACCCCAGACCAUGGCCAGCGACUUCUUCAACUUCCGCUUCAAACCGGGCACCCUGCACGACCGGCUCAGCGAGAAGAGCGAGUACCUGAACCAAUACAUCGAGACCCAAAUGCUCGGCAAGUCCUUCGUGGUCCACAGCACCUCAGAGUACAAGGUCCAGGACGCGACCAAGAGCCUGGCGGAAGUCGUGGCCAAGUCCUUCGGGAUCCUGAAGCAGAUGGCGCUUGAGGUGAACUUCCUGCACACGAACCUGUACCGUUCACUGACUCGCCAGGAGAACUCACAGAGGCGCCAGGACCUCAUGUUGGACGAGAUGGCCCAGGGCGUCCAGAAGACCAAAGCUGAUAUAGAGGAGGUGAUGAAUGUGAUGCAGGAGAUGGCGGGUGAUGAGACGAAGAGGAAAAAGGAGAAAAGGCAGAAGAGUAACUCAGAUGAUUAA